GGCUGUGUUCUUUCUCCUCUGUCUGUGUGCGAAUGCACAGACGGUUCAGUAGUAAUUUGAUGUGUGUCCCUGGGGACAUUUGAUGGAUUAAAGCUAAGCAGCUCCAUUUCGCAGCACCACCUGAUCUUCCUCUGCCUGUGCCCCAUAUAAAGGCUGGCGUGAUUGCUGAUCUCAGCUAGUCUGACAGUCUCUCUCUCUCUCUCUGUUGCACUCUCUCCCUCCUCUCUCUCUGUCUGUCUCCAUCUCUUCUCUUCCUCACUGGUCUCUUAAGCCUGCUGCAUCACAGGAGCUAUCCAGUGCUGAACAGGAUUGCUUUUAUUUUUUAUUUUUUUAUUUUUUCUGGGGGACGCUGGGGGAACCAAAGAGUAUCAACCCAGCACUGCCAUCAGUCUCGUACUCUGCCGGUUUCCAUCUUUUUUUUUCUUUCUAGUCUUAUGUUUCUGACCACAUCAACCACAAGGAUUUACCGUCAAGCCAGCUCCGCUUGUUUGCGUCCUCAGAGGGUCUUUUAUUUUUUCUCAUGCGUUUCUCUCAGCCCCGUGUUUUCAUCCACUGAAACAUGCCCCGCUCUUUUUUGGUGAAGAAAAUCAAGCUUGAUGAUUUUUCUUCGUCCAAUGUGGCCAACUCCAACCAUCAUCACCACCUGGACGACUCGUUCACUUUUGCCCGCUCCAUCACAGACUCGGUGACCAGUCUCGGGGUUCGCCUCAGCGAGAAUGGAUACAUCCAGGAUUACAUCACACCAUCUGUAUACCAGGGGGAGAAGAAGAUGGAGCAUAAGCUGGCGUCGCCGGUGUCGGACCCCCUGUACACCCAGGUGAGCAGCGGAGAGGAUUACUGCGACCCGGACUUGAAGCACCCAGACAGCCCGCAGUCCGGCAUGACGGCGAGCGGCUUCUACACUGGUGAAUCGGAGGCUCUGGCCGAGGGUUACACCAUGGAUGCCUUCUUCAUCUCUGACGGGCGCUCCCGGCGAAAGGGAGAGGGCGAGGCUCGCGGGUCCAGCUCAAGAAGCAGCAGUGCGAACGGAGGGGUCCAGGAGCGGGGCGCCGGGGUGCCUCGCCACACCUGCAACGAGUGCGGGAAGACCUACGCCACCUCCUCCAAUCUCAGCAGACACAAGCAGACGCACCGCAGCCUGGACAGCAAGAUGGCCCGCAAGUGUCCCACCUGCAGCAAAGUGUACGUGUCCAUGCCGGCAUUGGCAAUGCACAUCCUCACCCACGACCUCAAGCACAAGUGCGACGUGUGCAGCAAGGCCUUCAGCCGGCCCUGGCUGCUGCAGGGCCACAUGCGCUCUCACACGGGGGAGAAGCCCUUUGCCUGCGCCCACUGUGGCAAAGCCUUUGCUGACCGUUCAAACCUCCGCGCCCACAUGCAAACACACUCUGCCUUCAAGCACUACAGAUGCAAGCGCUGCAAUAAGACCUUCGCUCUCAAGUCCUACCUGAACAAGCACUAUGAGUCAGCUUGCUUCAAGGGCUCUGCGGACGAAGACGACUCUGGAUCAGAGAACUAACACAAGAGAGAAGCAAAAUUUCUGAACCCCUGUCGAAGGUUCACAACCAAUAACCCUGGUCACUCUGCCCUCCAUGCCUUUUUUCUUCCCUUUUUUUAGAAAGCAAUAUUUUCACUGAGAUUACGUGAAGAAACUCUGAUAACUGAUUAUGGCAAAGACAAUUUCAAAAGAUGCUGGAUUUUUUUUCCCUGCACAGUAGCUAAUCGUCCACAGAAACAUACAAUCAAUCAACCUUUUCCCCCAAAUAGAGACUGUAGAUGGUAGUUGUACACAACUCAGCUACGUGUCCUCACACCAAUGUGGGAACAUGUAAACACACACACACACACACACCCCUACAUGAAUGCACACCCACACUUACAACACAAUUAUAUAUGAGGCCUGGCAUGUGAAUUUUUAUCAAUGACUAUAAUAAUAUUGAUAUCAAUAGUAAUAAUAUUUAGAUUCCUGAUAUUUUAUAGGAAAUAGUAACAAAAACACAAAAAAAAACAUAAAAAAGGACUAACAGUGUUCUUUUGUUUUUUAGAGACAAAAUGACCUCUUGUAUUUUUAUGCUGCUUUUUAUUUGCUAAGAAUUGAAUUCUUUUGCAACUGCCAACAUAAACUUUUUACAAAAAUGUGAACUAUGACAGUAUUUGCAAAAAAAGGGAGAUCAUUUUAAAAAGGUUAAAAAAAAGACCAACCCUCCUUUUUGUCCACACCAACGUUUCAAUUCAACGGAUGUUAUUUUUCUAUUUAAUUUUUCUAAAUUUAUUUUUUUGUGCUUUUUAUCUCUUGUUGAUCAAAAGCUUCUUUGUAACUGUGGGUACAUAAAACAGAGCUCAUCUUAAAUAAGCUAUAAGACGACCAUACGUCAUUCAGAUCAAUUCUGCAGGAACAGCGAUUUUAAAAUGUUGGCCUGUUGAGCAGGUAUUAUUACUUCCACCAUCCGAUCCGAUUCAUACUCUCACCCUGAUGCACAGACUUGGACAAAAAAACAAACAAAAAAAACACACACACACACACACAGAGAGCCAGACCAAAUGAUCUAAUAAGUGCCAUGAGCGGUUCACUCAUCUAUAGCAAUUAAAACUCUUGUUGUUCUUCCUCCACCAUGAUGGCUAGCGUCAACGCCGCUGCCUCCAUGGUGCCUCGUCCAGUCUUAAUGAGUAAUCUCGACCCCAUAUUUGAGGUGCUCCCCCCCCUCCACCAGUAUUACCUCAGAGUGAACGUACGGACUCGCACACCCUCAGUUACAAAGUGACAAAUUUUUGUGUUUGUCUGUUUUUAUAUGUCGCUCAAAGCUACGCCCAUGGUUUAGUAGAUGCAUACCAUCUAUUUAUCAUGUAAAUACUUUAUUUAUCCUCCUGUUUAUCUAUUUAUUUAUUUAUUCAUCCUAUUUUUUGCUUAUUUAUUGAAUACUUAUUUAUUAUGUAUUUAUUUAUUGUUUGUAAUUUAAAAAAAACGAACAUCCAUUGACCUUGUAAGAUGCUGCUGAUCUUCAAAGAAAAUGUUUAUAUGCAUGAAAACUGUAGAGAGUCCAUGGGACUUAGUUUUAAAGAGGAACAAUGUACAGUACCAGUGCUAGAGGACUUCCAAUGAAUGAAUGCAAAAUUAGUUUUAUGUUUUGUGGCAAUAACAUGACUGAAAAAGCAAUUGACAUGGAAAAACAAUCACAGCUGUUCUGUUUUUGUUCAACUUAGGGCAAUAAAAAGAAAACAAUGACAAAAAAUUAUUGAUUUUGUUUCCCAAAAGUCCUCCACCUCCUCACAGACGGAGAUUUUUGGCCUCUUUUUUUUUGUCUUUCAAUCUCAGGCAAUAAGUUCUCAGAAGUGGUCUACACUGAAAAUCAGAAAACAAAAAGGUCUCGGGUGUGCUAAAGUCGCAGACGCGCAACAGCAAUAAUGACGCCAAGAUUAGCAAGUCAUGAAUCCAUAACUGACACCGGGUCGCUAUUUGUUCACCUAAUAAUUUUUAUUCUACUUUAAAAACACAACAAGACAGUAAUAAUAAUAAUAAAGUAUCUAAAUACACCAAAGUGUGCAAUGGUUUGAAGGAAGCUUAUGUAUCCUCUUUAAAACGAUCUUGGCAUUAACUUCCAGGGAAAAGAAAGUUUUUCAAAUUGCUCUAAUAAAAUGACAUGCAGCAUUGCACUUCUAAACCGCAGCUCUAUGGUUUUUUUGUUUCCUCUCCCCCGUCCCUCCCCUACGCAGCAGCCGUCCUCACCCUGUCCCAACUGCCUCUGAACAGACGCGGCAAGCAUUAGAUGUGCUGAAGUGGGAUUGGCGGAGGGUGGCGGAGUGUGGGAGGAUAACAGGUGUUUGUAGACAGACUGCAGAUAGGGAGCGUAAUUGAGUCGGUGAGCGACCUCCAAGGGGAAGGUCAAGCACCAGCAGGCAAAUGCACUGUCAGCUAUUUGCAUAUUCCAAAUGGAUGGCACUAUCGCAGUAAUGCUGAGCUCGCUCUGGAAAAAAAAAAAAAAGCAAAGCUGAGGAGGAGAAAGGAGAGCAAAGAGGAGCUUCUGUUCUAUUUGUUCAUCCUCUUCUCUCUGUUUCACCAUCAUCCUGUGUAGUGCUACAGCUGAAUCACUGCAUGAGAGCAUCCAAACCACCUGUCUAAUGAUCAACGUGUAGGACACACAAUCUGGAACAUCGCUGCAAUAUUACACAAAUGCAAAAAAAAUAAAUAAAAAAUGGCUUCCAAAAGACUUUUUUUAUGUUUUUCUAUAUUAACGUGCAAGAGGACAAUAAAGUAUCUCCAAAACAUGGGGGAUGUGUAUUAAAAUGACAAAUACAUGCACUGACCAUAUUAAAAUAGUAAAUGCAGGCUUGCAUCUGCACCUGGAAGUAUUAAAAAAACUAUUUCCAGAAAAAAGGGGCACAACAAGCAAAAAUAUUGCAUUUAGAUGUAGGGAAACAUUGUUCCUCUUUGAUUUUGUAAAUAUAUUUGUAAAUAUAUCACAGCAAUAAUAUCACAAUGCAUGUAGACAUUUAAAUGCUCUUUUUCUAUCCAUGUCUUUUUUUUUUCUAUUUAAAAAGAAAAGACAAAUGCAGGUACCAAUUGCAGUCUGGUUGGCCAUGUGAAUCAGGGAGCGUCUUGAUUAAGAAACUAUCUGUUAUAAGUUAGAACAACAACUUUCAACUCUGUGUUUUCUCAAAGAUCUGAUCAUGUUGGGUAUGAUUUUUUUUUUAAUUUCCUUUCUUUUUUUUCUUUCUAUUUAUGUGCCCGGCUUGGCUGCGCAAUGAAAAAGUGCCAAAAAGUAUGAUUUCCAUGACAAAAGCCUUCAACAUAUGGUUGGCUGCUUGAAACCAUCCAUAUGGUCCUCAAAGAAAAAAAACUGAUUAAGAUUUUCCACCUUCUUACUCAUUCUCUCUCUCUCUCACUCUCCUUAUCUCUCUCUCUUUCUCUCCGUUCCAGUAUGAAGAAACUUAAGCCAUGAUUGCUGAGGGGUGUUUUCAUUUAUCUUGUUCUGCUACAAUUAAUAAUGAUGACAACAAUAGCAAUGAUAACAUUAAUAAAAACAAUAGCACAAGGAA
Molecule: messenger RNA, 5034 nt
Organism: Xiphophorus couchianus (Monterrey platyfish)
Lineage: Eukaryota; Metazoa; Chordata; Actinopteri; Cyprinodontiformes; Poeciliidae
Gene: scrt2
Product: scratch family zinc finger 2
Exons: 2
Coding region: 560-1519 (319 amino acids)
Biological process (GO): regulation of DNA-templated transcription
Molecular function (GO): RNA polymerase II cis-regulatory region sequence-specific DNA binding; DNA-binding transcription factor activity, RNA polymerase II-specific
Source: RefSeq, a predicted model, not a curated record